Molecule: messenger RNA, 4402 nt
Organism: Microcebus murinus (gray mouse lemur)
Lineage: Eukaryota; Metazoa; Chordata; Mammalia; Primates; Cheirogaleidae
Gene: IPMK
Product: inositol polyphosphate multikinase
Biological process (GO): inositol phosphate biosynthetic process
Cellular component (GO): nucleus; cytoplasm
Molecular function (GO): inositol tetrakisphosphate kinase activity; inositol-1,4,5-trisphosphate 3-kinase activity
Source: RefSeq, a predicted model, not a curated record
AGGGGGCGGGGGCGCGGGAGGCGGGGCCGCCGUCGCCGUCAGGGCCCCAGGGAGCGCGGGGCGCUGCUGCCGCCGCCGCUGCACGGCUCGGUUCCGUCUCCUGGGCAGCGCCGGGCCAGCGGCCGCGGCAGCGGAGGAGCGGUCCCCGGAGCCGCGCUCCGCCGAGAGUUGGGCAGGGGAGCGCCCGCGCCUCCGCGGCGUCAUGGGCCCCCUCCCCGGGCCUCAGCGGGCACCAGUCGCGGGAACCCCCGGGCCUCCUCGCGCCCGAGCUUGAGCGACCCCCGGGUUCUCCGGCGCCCCCUCCUUUGCCGUAUUUUUGCCUCCUCUGGCCACCGCUACCGCUUCUGCUCUCCGUUAUGGCAACAGAGCCGCCAUCCCCCCUCCGGCUCGAGGCUCCCGGCCCCCCAGAAAUGCGGACCCCACCGGCGAGCGAGGCCACCCCCGAGGGCACCCCGCAGCCGGCGGGGAGCAGGCUCCGCUUCCUCAACGGCUGCGUGCCCCUCUCGCAUCAGGUGGCCGGGCACAUGUACGGGAAGGACAAAGUGGGUAUCCUGCAACAUCCAGACGGCACAGUUUUGAAACAAUUACAGCCACCUCCAAGGGGCCCAAGAGAGCUGGAAUUCUAUAAUAUGGUAAGUCAGGUUUAUGCUGCUGAUUGUGCUGAUGGUGUUCUUCUAGAGCUACGAAAAUAUUUGCCAAAAUAUUAUGGCAUCUGGUCACCUCCCACUGCACCAAAUGAUUUAUACCUAAAACUGGAAGAUGUGACUCAUAAAUUUAAUAAGCCCUGUAUAAUGGAUGUAAAGAUAGGGCGAAAAAGCUAUGAUCCUUUUGCCUCAUCUGAGAAGAUUCAGCAACAGGUCAGCAAGUACCCAUUAAUGGAAGAGAUUGGGUUCUUGGUGCUUGGCAUGAGGGUUUAUCAUGUUCAUACUGAUAGUUACGAGACACAAAACCAGCACUAUGGAAGAAGCUUAACAAAAGAAACUAUAAAGGAUGGUGUCUCCAGGUUUUUUCAUAAUGGGUUCUCCCUAAGAAAAGAUGCUAUUGCUGCCAGUAUUCAGAAAAUUAAGAAAAUUCUGCAGUGGUUUGAAAGCCAGGAGCAGCUUAACUUCUACGCAAGUUCAUUACUGUUUGUUUAUGAAGGUUCAUCUCAGCCAACCACUACAAAAUCGCAUGACAGAACUUUGGCAGAAAAGUUUUUGUCCAAAGGACAACUGUCAGAGACAGAAGUACUGGAAUACAAUAAUAACUUUCAUGUGUUAAGUUCCACAGCAAAUGGAAAAAUAGAAGCUUCAGUAGGCAAAAGCUUGUCCAAGAUGUAUGCUCGUCACAGAAGAAUGUAUUCAAAAAAGCAUCACAGUCAGACUUCAUUGAAAGUUGAAAAUAUGGAGCACGACAAUGGGUGGAAAAGCAUGUCACAGGAACAUUUAAAUGGAAAUGUACUUUCCCAACUGGAAAAAGUUUUCUACCAUCUUCCCACUGAUUGCCAAGAGAUUGCAGAAGUAGAAGUGCGAAUGAUCGAUUUUGCGCAUGUGUUCCCUAGCAACACAAUAGAUGAGGGAUAUGUGUAUGGGCUAAAGCAUUUAAUUACUGUACUUCAAAGUAUUUUAGACAAUUGAAUCCUUUGCAGUCUUUUUAAGGGGUGGGCCAGUCAUAAUGAAGAGCAGCAGUCAAUAUCUCUGUACCUGUAAUGCUAUGUACAAAAUUUGUAUGGUGAGUCAACAUUUUAUUUGUCUUUAUACUUUUGAAAGAAAGGUUAACUUUUUUAUAAUCUUACUCAGGAAAACUAAUUAUUUGUUCAGUAGAAGACUAUGAAGAAUAAAGAAACUUAAGAAUGUUAAGCAGGGAUGUGGUGGUACUUGGCUUACACAUUUAAUUUGACUCAAGCAAAACGCAAACCAUUAUUUAGUCAUUAAGAGUUUAGUUAGCUUUUUGUAGCCAAUUUAUCAUGAAAUCUCUGUCCACCCAACCUUGAGAAUGAGCCAUAUCUAAACAAUUGCUAAACUGUUAGAACACCAACAGAAAUCUAGAAAGCACAGGUUGAUGUCUGUUAUUGCUAUGUAUGAAGUUAUUAAAACUGGAGAAAAUUCUACUUCAGAAAUAAGUACUGUUUAGGUUUUGCAUUAAAAGUUCAGACCAGCAUAUCAAAAGGUGCUUCUUAGUGAAAUGAUUUAAAAUGUUGCAUUCUAAAAGCAGGUUUUCCCUUUAAUUUUCAUUUUUAUAUAUAUUUCAAAAUAUUAUACUUCAUGAAAAAGAUAAUUGACAUAAACAAAAACAACAGCAAAAAUCUUAAAAUUAAGGGCACUAAUUAUUCUCACCAGGGUUAGGAGAAGAAAGAAGUUAUUUGUAAGAAACAAAAUACUUUUCUUUUAAAAUCUUUCAUUUGUGAGAAAAUCAGAAUAUGUAUUUACUACAUUGUGAACACUGGCAUAAACUGUAUAAUACCUUUUUCUCUAACUGCAUCAUCAAAAAGGUGUAUGAUUGAAGCUUUGUUUAUUUUUUUUAACUUUUAUGUCCCCUUUUAAACAGUAGUAUAAAAUGUACAUUGCUAAAAAUAGUGUUUCUCAAAAUUUUCUAAAAUCAGUGGAAGACAGCAUCCAAUCAUGUGUUAUCAAAAGUACUAUGUGUAAAUUAGUGCAUCAUAUAGGGUUUGGUAUGUAUCUAAAUCCACCCUUCUAUUUCACUCUUGUUCAAAACAGGUUUAUAUCGUAUUCAACAGAGAAAUUAUAAUGUAUUUCAUGGGGGCAAGGGGAAUGUUACUUUUUCUGGAAAAAUUAGAUUUGUAAGUUUUAUCUUUGUUUCAUACCCACCACUUUUUAAAAAGUAACUAGUUAUUUGUCAUUGAAAACAUUUAAAACUUUGAAAAUGAAUUUUCAAAUACAUUUGAUGUUAAUGCUGUCACUACUUGCACUUCAAUUCACUCAUAUGUCUAAGUAGUUUAGCAGUUAUGCCAUUGUCCUGGAAAAUGUUUUAGAAUUGUGAAUUAUCAGACUUUUUUCCUCUUCUUUUCCUUCUAGAGUUACAAAUUAAACUUCUGAAUCCAGUUGCCUUUGUUGUGGUAUGGAGAAAAAUAUUGUAUUUUAUGUUUAUCUUACCUUCCCAGCUCUGUUUGGGAGUACUUUACAACUACCUGAGUCCAAACAAAUGUACCAGAUGCUUUGCGAAUUCUAUGCUUAGUAAAUCAGUUAAACCAGAAUAACUUUAAAAAUUUUAUGCAUUUUAUUCAUAGCAAAGUUUGAUUGCUUUUAAGUUUUCAUUUACAAUCAGUGUAAGAAUUUUUCAUAAAGAAUUCAUAUUUUUUUCCACUGUCUAAAUGGGAAUUGGCUACAGGUUUUUUUGGGUGAGAGUGGGAAUGAAUUUCAAGUCAUGAUUGACAGAAAAAAAUUUUUAGUUUUACUUUUUUUUCUCUUACAAGUUGGACUUUUGUUAUUUGGAUAGUGGUUCAAUAAAUCUUAAGGUCAGAUAAUUUAACACUAGUUUGAAUCUUAACAAGACAGGAGUCUUUUUUGUAUGAGAUGGUAUCAGCCUAUGUACAAUGAAUUUAAUAAACAAGUAUUAUCAGAUUUUUUUGCACAUUUUAGCUCAAUAAAGUCUGAAUUAACUGUUCCAGAUUUUCUUUAUCUGUAUUUGGAAAUAAUAGUUUUGUAAAAUCAGUAUCUUUUUGAUACAAUAGAUCAUACUUUGUUUUGUUUUAAUAAAACAAGAAGCGCUUUUUAUCUUUUGUUUUUCAGGGAAGGGAUUAACAUUUAAUUCUGUGUUUACAUUUUUUAUCACUGUUAUUCAAUGCUCAUUUUAUGUUACUUUAUAACUAAGUUUACAUGUAACAGAAUAAGUAUCUGUUUAUGUAAUCUACAUGUGAGUGUUUAAGUGUAUAGUCCAGUCAUUUAAGAUUAUGUUGAAAUUUACCACUGCGGGGAUGAAUGAUCACUAUUCACGAAGCAUAGUUAAACAGGUAAAUAUUUAAGAAAUAAGCAUAGUAAGGAUAUAGUUUGGGUUAAUAGGAUUAUCUUAGUAAUGUUUUUAGAGUAUUUCUUAUGAAAUACACUCAUUUAAAAAGGACUUUAAAAAAAAAAAAGGACUUUAAGAAAUUGUGGAUGUGAAUAAUACAUUUCUCUAAUAAAAAUUUAAAUUGUAUAAUAGUUUUAUAAUAAAGUAUUUACAUUGAUAUUUUAAUAUGGAUGGAAGUUGCAUAGAUUCAAAUAAAUUAAAAUCAAUGAUAAAUGCUAAAUAUUUUAUCUAAAUAGUUUUUCAAGAAACAAGUUAUGAAAAUGUGUAUAUUAAAUGGCUCUAACGUGGAGCUUGUGGUAUUUCAACUCAGUAUUUGUUUUAUGUGUCUGGAGAGAUUGUACUUACUUUGCCUCUUUACACUACAAUUGGCUAUUUUGGGGCUCUAGAUUAUGUUCAA